AUGUCAUCGUUCAUACAGUUCCUAUCGGGUUUUGCUUUGCUAGCAACUGUCCUUUAUAGAGGCUGCCUUUCAAAGAAAAGGGAGUAUUUCAUCGCAGCAGUUGAGAUGGAUUGGAAUUACGCACCUACAGGAUUUAACAACCUUAAUGGAGUUCCACUGGAGGACGACAGUGAUGGGUCUCAAUUUACUGUGUCAGGCCAUCACAGGAUAGGACGGGUCUAUCGUAAGGUCCUUUACAGAGAGUUCACCGAUGGGACCUUCACGAAGCAAAAACCUCAUCCAAAGUACUUAGGACUGCUUGGUCCCAUAAUAAAAGCUGAAGUUGGUGAUACUCUAGAGGUUCACUUCAAGAACAUGGCCUCAGACCGCCCCUUCACGAUGCACCCGCAUGGAGUCUUUUAUGAUAAGGCCUCAGAGGGAGCCCUCUAUAAUGAUCAUACUCAGGGAGACCUGAAAGAGGACGAUCACGUUCAACCAGGUGGGAGACGUGUUUAUCUGUGGACAAUUCCAGAAACUCACGCACCGACUAAAAGUGAUGAGAACUGCCUCACUUGGGCGUACCAUUCACAUGUCAAACCCGCUCCAGAUAUCAACACUGGUUUAAUUGGGGCAAUCUUAACUUGUAAGAAGGGAACCUUAGAUGCAAACACUGGGGCUCGAACAGAUGUAAACAAGGAUUUCGUUGUGUUGUUUACUGUAAUGGACGAGAACAAGAGUUGGCUUCUUGAUAAAAAUAUCAAACAAUUUUGCACUGAUCCUGACGGAGCCAUGAAGAAAAAAACAGAUGGUGGAUUUGUAAAAAGCAAUAAAAUGUAUGGUAUCAAUGGCAGAGUGUUUGGUAACUUAGAAGGUCUGGAUUUGUGCCUUGGAGACAAAAUAAGCUGGCAUAUGGUAGGCAUCGGCACUGAUACUGACGUUCACGGAGCAUAUUUUCACGGCCAGACGUUUACAAUUGACAAACAUCUCAGAAGUGUUGCCACUCUUUUUCCUGCCACGUUUGUGACAGCAAGUAUGACCGCCAUAAAUCCGGGAACUUGGCUCUUGAACUGCAUGGUGACCAGUAACUACGACGGAGGGAUGUAUGCUUUGUUCAACGUAACCAAAUGUGACCGCGAUAUUAAAGUACCAAUCGCUAGCGGAGGUCGCACGCGAAGAUACUUUAUCGCUGCCGAAGAAAAGAUGUGGAAUUAUGGUCCUAGCGGAGUAAACCAAAUAACUGGAGAUGAUCUAUUAAAGCCCGGGAGUGAUUCUUCAAGGUACUUCAUUAAGAGCAACAACAGAAUUGGAGGCACCUACAAAAAAGCUCUCUUUAUCGAGUACACAGACGACACGUUUAUCACUCCAAAGAAUCGCACUGAAGAUGAAAUCCAUCUUGGUUCGUUGGGACCUGUUGUCCGUGGAGAGGUUGGAGACACUAUAGAGGUGGUCUUUCGCAACAAGGCGUCAAGAAACUACAGUGUUCAUCCAAUCGGAUUGCUUUAUAACAAAUCUAACGAAGGAGCAUUGUAUGAGGAUGGUACAUCCGGGAAAGACAAGGAUGAUGACGAAAUAAGGCCAAACGGAACGUUUACAUACAAGUGGACUAUACCCGAGGAAAUGGGUCCCAGAGAUACAGACGCACAGUGUUUAACCAGAAUGUACUUGUCAAGUGUGAACCCAACGAAGGACAGAUAUUCAGGUCUUUUUGGUCCCUUGCUGAUCUGCGAGAAAGGAAGUUUGGACUCCAAAAACAAGCAAAAGAAUGUGGAUAAGGAGUUUGUUCUACAUUUUGUUGUUACCUUAGAAAAAAAUUCCUGGUACUACGAUGAUAAUAAGGAACUGGCCGGCGAUCCAUCCUCUAUAGACGAAAGUGACGUGGCUUACAUUAACAGUAACAAGAUGCAUGACGUUAAUGGAUAUGUUUUCGGCAAUCAACAAGGUCUGCGCAUGUGCAAAGGAGACCGUGUGUCGUGGCACAUCAUGAGCGGAAUAUUGAUGCACAGCCCCUAUUUCUAUGGCAACACGGUCACCUUUAAUGGCAAAAGGGCAGAUGCUGUGGGGCAAAUACAAGGAUCUUUUGCAACAGUUUACAUGACUCCAGAUGACCCUGGGCAAUGGGAAAUAGUUUGCAAGACAACAAGUCAUUUAACUCUUGGAAUGCAAACAAAAUACACGGUCCUUGACAAUUGUGGGAACUCUUCAUCAGAGCAGACUACUGGUAAGGUGAGGCGUUACUAUAUCGCUGCUGUGGAGGAGAUCUGGGACUAUGCACCUACUGGUCGAGACAUCUUAGGAGGAAAACCACUGGAAGAAAGCGACGAAGCCAAAUCAUACACCACUAAUGGUCCAAAACGCAUCGGUCAUAAAUACAAGAAAGCGCGUUUCCAUGAAUUUACAGAUGACACCUUUACAACGAAGAAGGAAAGAAAGACUGACUAUGAAAAACACCUUGGAAUUAUGGGGCCAAUCAUUAGAGCGGAGAUUGGAGACACAGUGGAGGUUGUAUUGAAGAAUAUGGCUACGAAAAGUUAUUCGAUUCAUCCCGAUGGAUUAUUCUACAAGAAAAAGUAUGAAGGUUCGAAUUAUCAAGAUGGGACCACAGGGGAUGACAAAAACGAUAACGCAGUCGCCCCUGGGAUGCAGUUCAAAUAUGUGUGGCAAGUCCCUGAGCGAGCAGGACCAACACCGAAUGAAGACGACUGUUUGGCGUGGGCAUACUUCUCUGAUGCACAUGCGGUAACAGACUUCUACACCGGACUGGUUGGACCGCUUCUUGUUUGUAAAAAGGGAACACUUACAGAAGAAAAUUCUCGUCGGGGCGUGGAUCGAGAGUUCUUUCUGCUUUUCGCCACAUUUGACGAAAACAGGAGCUGGUAUCUGGACGAUAACAUUAAUGACUACUGCUCGGAUCCAGGUCCUAUUGAUGAACUGAAGAGCGAUCCUGGGUUCCAAUUGAGCAACCAGAACUACGCAAUCAAUGGUUUUCUGUAUGGAAAUUUACAAGGCCUUGAAAUGUACAAAGGAGAGAAGGUGGAAUGGUAUCUAAUGGGUCUUGGAGACUUGACAGAUGUCCACACAGUACAUUUUCAUGGACAGACCUUCCUUUAUAAAUCGACCACAAUGCACCGAGAGGACGUAUAUGACAUUUUCCCAGGAGUCUAUGCUACCGUGGAAAUGAUGCCCGACAGCGUAGGAGACUGGUUACUACACUGUCACGUGAACAAUCACUUGGCAGGCGGAAUGGAAACACUUUUCUCAGUCAUGGAAGCGACUGAAAAGCCAACAGUUUACAGCACGGCUUCCAAAGCAGAAUUCGACAGAAUAAUUUUCACGACUCUACUUGUUUUCAUUUUGUUUUUGCUUGCUGCUUGAUCCCAAAGUUCCUGGUUUUUCGACCAAAACGAGUUUCAGAUGAUGUUUUGAGCCCUUGGGUCUUUCUCAAGCAGCUAAGUAAUUCAAACAUUUAACAUAUAAAGUGUGUUACUGUAACCAGUGAGUUUUCACUUCCAUCAAGUGGAAGAAUCUAGACAUUUAUUCUUUUUUAACUUUCAUAAGCGUCUCGGAGUUUUGACAGGUUUUUAGGAGUUUCAUGGAGUCUAUCAUUUUUUAAACGUCAGAAUGAUCAUUUGGAACACUGAGUAAUUUGUUAGUUUUUUUAAUGGUAUUGUAUUACUUGCAAAUUAGUUGACGUUUGUAAAUUGUAAUCAAGUCACAGCUGUUUUCUUUUAGAGUAAAGGAAAGAGUGCACUUCAA
Molecule: messenger RNA, 3732 nt
Organism: Pocillopora verrucosa
Lineage: Eukaryota; Metazoa; Cnidaria; Anthozoa; Scleractinia; Pocilloporidae
Product: hephaestin-like protein
Molecular function (GO): copper ion binding; oxidoreductase activity
Source: RefSeq, a predicted model, not a curated record